Messenger RNA from Gallus gallus (chicken), 1494 nucleotides. RefSeq names its product histone PARylation factor 1 (gene HPF1). Gene Ontology annotation, molecular function: histone binding; poly-ADP-D-ribose binding. NCBI's taxonomy places the organism in Eukaryota, Metazoa, Chordata, Aves, Galliformes, Phasianidae. Gene Ontology annotation, biological process: regulation of protein ADP-ribosylation; DNA damage response. The transcript has 8 exons. Gene Ontology annotation, cellular component: nucleus. The record is from RefSeq and is a predicted model, not a curated record. Bases 12 to 1121 code for a protein of 369 amino acids.
GGGGUGUGCGCAUGCGCGGAGGCGCAUCGAGCGACCUCGGAAGGGGCGGGGCGAGGCGCGAUGCGGACGGCGGGAGCAUGACAGGUGGCGGGAAGCGGCGGUCGCGCGCGGCGGAGCCGGCGGGAGAGCAGUGCGACAAAAACGGGGACGUCAAGAAGAGACGGUCAGGCCAGGCAGAGGCACGGGAUGCUCUCCAGCAAGAAGCAGAGACGUGCUAUCAGCUGAGGCUGCCUGAGGACUUCUACCAGUUCUGGAAGUUUUGUGAGGAACUAGAUCCAGAGAAACCAGCUGAUGCACUUGUGUCAAGUGUUGGGCUUACACUGGUUGGACCAUAUGACAUUCUUGCUGGGAAACACAAAAAAGCCAAAUCAACAGAUGUGAACUUCAGUCUUCACUGGAGAUUCUUCUAUGAUCCCCCUGAAUUCCAGACCAUACUUGUCGGGGAUAGCAAAACACAGUAUCACAUGGGAUAUUUCAGGGAUGUGCCAGAUGAGCUUCCAGUGUGGGUUGGUGCAAAUGAAGCAAGGAAGAGCUGUCUGAUUUCACAAGUUGGUGAUAAUGUAUUCGCUGCAGUCAAAUUAUUUUUGUCAAAAAAACUUAAGGAAGUGACUGAUAAAAAGAAAAACGCUGUUUUGAAAGACAUAGAUGAAAAACUAACAAGAACAGCAAAAGAAUUGGGUUAUUCUCUGGAACAAAAAACCAUGAAGAUGAAACAGAGAGAUAAGAAAGUGGUGACCAAAACGUUUCAUGGAGCAGGCCUGGUUGUUCCGGUAGACAAGAAUGAUGUUGGAUACAGAGAACUUCCCGAAACAAAUGCUAAUCUUAAGAAAAUAUGUAAGGCCAUUGUUGACGCUCCUACUGAUGAUGAGAGACUGAAGGCAUUUGCACCCAUUCAAGAAAUGCUCACCUAUGUUCAGUUUGCUAACGAUGAAUGUGACUAUGGAAUGGGAUAUGAACUGGGGAUGGACCUCUUCUGCUAUGGGUCACACUACUUCCACAAGACCGUGGCCCAGCUGCUGCCGCUCGCCUACAGCCUGCUGAAGAGGAACCUCUUCGCCGAGGUGAUCGAGGCGCACCUGGCGGACCGCAGGCAGGAGGGCCUGGACCGCCUGGCGCCCUGAGCCGGGGUCAGCGCCGGGGCCGCGCUCGCGUUGCGGGGUGUGGGCUGUUUUAUUCGUUGCGUGCUAUUUUUCCACGUGGAAACGCGUCCUGUGUGGUUAAUAAAGCUUUCCUAAGGACUGGCCGUCUCUUGCUCACCCUGGCGGCCCCCGACCCGUCCCCCAGAUGCCACGUUCAUGGGCGCAGCUUUCCCUUCUGCCGUGGGCACGAGGCACCGGCCUCGCUCUCACUGGUGAAUGGAUUAGAAAGCAGCUAACGAUACAACGUUAUAAAGUGAUUCCAUUGGAUUUCCUACCUUGUUGCGUUCAUGCUGUUUUCCAAUGUUUUCUCUAUUUUGCGUUUAUUAAAAUAGACCCAAAGUGACUUAGAACAAGA